AUAAAUAGAGGUUGAUCGUAAGCUUAUUUCUUCACACUUCACACCUUCACACUUUACACAUAUAUAUACAUUGAAAACUAAAGUAUUACUAGUGAGCAUGGCUAAGUUUGCUUCCAUCAUUGCCCCACUUUUUGCUGCUCUUGUUCUUUUCGCUGCUUUCGAAGCACCAACAAUGGUGGAAGCACAGAAGUUGUGCGAGAGGCCAAGUGGGACAUGGUCAGGAGUCUGUGGAAACAAUAACGCAUGCAAGAAUCAGUGCAUUAACCUUGAGAAAGCACGACAUGGAUCUUGCAACUAUGUCUUCCCAGCUCACAAGUGUAUUUGCUACUUCCCUUGUUAACUUAUGCGCAAACUCUUUGGUGGUUAGUUUUGUGUAAUUUACAUAAAAUAAGUCUGUGUCACUAUCAAUGAGUGAUUUUAUGACAUGUACCUGAUAUAUGUUAUGUUGGUUCGGUUAUAAUAAAAAGUUUUAUGCACCGUAAAAUAGAAUA
Molecule: messenger RNA, 491 nt
Organism: Brassica rapa (field mustard)
Lineage: Eukaryota; Viridiplantae; Streptophyta; Magnoliopsida; Brassicales; Brassicaceae
Product: defensin-like protein 1
Biological process (GO): defense response
Source: RefSeq, a predicted model, not a curated record